CAAGUGAACCAGAGCAAUUCCAACAAAAUGACACCUCCAGUGAUUUCUUUCUGUGUUACAUGUCUGCUCUUGGGAACUAUGGCUCAUUUGACAGCCCCGAAACGAUCGUCAGCUUUACGUUUUGAAUCAGUUAACGCUGGUGACGACGUGACUUUGGAAUGCUUGUAUGAAGAAAACACUCUUGAAGUGAUGUUUUUCUGGUAUAAGCAACCCCCGGGACAGAAACCACAGCUGCUGUCUAAAUACUAUAAGCAUGACAAAAAUGGCACUUUUAGUGAUGAGUUUAGCAACAAUCCACGCUUUCAUCUGGAAACUGGCAGAGGUAAAAAUCACCUGAAGAUAUCAAAUGUGCAGAUGUCAGACUCAGCUACUUACUACUGUAUAAGUUGCUAUUCAUACGUGUAUGAAUAUUUGGAGGGAAUAAUGGUCCAUGUAAAGGGUUCAGGUCAAAACUUCCAAGCUUUGGUUGAGCAGUCGGCAUCUAAGACCAUCCAACCAGGAGGUUCUGUGACUCUAAACUGUACAAUACAGACUUGGACCUGUGAUGGAGAACACAGUGUUUAUUGGUUCAAAAAAAGAGAAAAUUCUCAUUCAGGACUCAUUUACACCCAUGGAGGCAGGAACGAUCAGUGUGAGAGCAAGCCCAACACAAAAACACAAACCUGUGCCUACACCCUGCCACUGAAGAGCCUGAACCAGUCUCAUGCUGGAACAUACUACUGUGCUGUUGCCUCAUGUGGACGCAUUCUGUUUGGAAACGGGACCAAGUUGGACUUUGAUGAGGAGGUGUUCUCUCGAGUCUUGGUGUAUGUCUUGAGUGGAGCUCUGGGAUUCAGCACCAUCCUGGUAGUUGUGCUGGCUUACAAAGUAUAUACGGUGUACAAGACAAGGAGCCGCAAAUGCCCAGAGCCUCAAGAGACAUCUUCAGCUGCCUCAGCUCCAAAUGCAGACGGCUUCCGAGAUGCAGACAGCCUCCAUUAUGCUGCUUUGAGGCACAACAAGGUCAACAGAUCAAGAAGGGAGAAGGAUAACACCUUGAGUGAAUGUGUAUACUCCGGUGUACGGCACUAGAUUGUAUUUUUUCAUUUGUACUUUGCUUCUGUGUGAACCUAAAUGACAGGUUUUGUCAGAUGUCUUCUUCAUAAACUAAAUGUAAAGCUUUGCAAAUAGAUGAAACGCCCGUCUUGAGCUGCAGUCAAGCCAGGUUACUUUGAUGUGACUGAAGGUGCCAUAUUUCCAUUCUCGCUACACUCGUCCUUUACAGUGCACAAACAAAAAACCACACUCAACUCGGCACGCAACCAUGAAGCACGCGGAAAUGAGUCCUACCAUUGUAAUAGCUUCUCACACACAGAGCAGGCCUGUUCACGGGAGGAUACAACAAACGUCAGAUAAACCAGCUAUAUAAAAAAAAAAAACGUGGCAUAAAACAAAACUGUUCAAUUCUGAGUCCCUGCAGUAAGUGUACUGAUGUCUUAGUGCUCACAGCUUGUUUACUGUACACGUGUUGCCACAACCCCAGAGACAUGAGGGUCUUUUUUUAGCCUGGGAGUGGCUGACAGUCAAACGUUUAGCUCUUAGUGUACUUCAGUCAUCUCUAGGACCCUCUGCUCUCGCUUUGGUCUCAAACAGGAUGUACCUGCUGUGUUUUCGUGCAUUGCAGCCACACAGUAGAACACUGACACCCAGGGAGGGGGGGUUUAGGUAGACAAGAAGACAUUAUUUUAGCAAUUGCAUUAGUAAAGUUUUAAAAAUCAUAACAUGUUUUGAACUGAUUAAAUCAUAACUAGUAAUAUUGGUAUAUAUGCUAUCAGUUAUUUCAGUGUUUUUUUUUCUUUUGGUAUAAGAACAGAUGAUUUUGUACAUGUGUCUAUCAAUGCACUUUUUUUUUUUAUGAAACAGGAGCAAUGUUGUUAGAUUUUACCUCCAUAUACUGAAUUUAAUGAUUGGCCUUGCAGAAAGAAAACUAAUAAAACAAGUGGCAAAGUUU
This is a messenger RNA of Stegastes partitus (bicolor damselfish), 1990 nucleotides long. RefSeq lists its product as uncharacterized. The transcript is spliced from 6 exons. Lineage: Eukaryota; Metazoa; Chordata; Actinopteri; Pomacentridae. The record is from RefSeq and is a predicted model, not a curated record. Gene Ontology annotation, biological process: response to bacterium. Bases 28 to 1071 code for a protein of 347 amino acids.